Molecule: messenger RNA, 858 nt
Organism: Batrachochytrium dendrobatidis JAM81
Lineage: Eukaryota; Fungi; Chytridiomycota; Chytridiomycetes; Rhizophydiales
Product: S-formylglutathione hydrolase
Exons: 6
Coding region: 1-858 (285 amino acids)
Biological process (GO): formaldehyde catabolic process
Cellular component (GO): cytosol
Molecular function (GO): S-formylglutathione hydrolase activity
Source: RefSeq, a predicted model, not a curated record
AUGACUAGUCCGUUGGUAUUACUCUCUCAGUCCAAGACAUUCGAUGGAAUUGUAUUCAAAUACUCUCAUGAUUCUACUCUUCUGGCAUGCAAAAUGAAGUUUUCUGUCUUUCUUCCUAAAUCCGUUUCUAAAGCAAUCCCUGCUCUCUAUUUUCUAUCUGGACUGACCUGCAAUGAGGACAACUUUAUCACCAAAGCAGGAGCAAUUAAAAAGGCUAGUCAACUGGGUCUUGCAUUGAUCUGUCCUGAUACAAGUCCUAGAGGAUUGGGCAUCGAUGGAGAAGACGAUAGUUGGGAUUUUGGAUCUGGUGCUGGUUUCUAUGUGAAUGCUACAGAAUCUAAAUGGUCUCGAUAUCAAAUGUAUUCAUACAUCAUGCACGAAUUGCCUGAAUUGGUGAAUGCUCAUUUGCCCAUUGAUCCGUCGCGAGUGUCAAUCUUUGGUCACAGCAUGGGUGGUCAUGGUGCACUGGUUUGUGCACUUGGAAAUCCAGGUCAUUUCAAGUCGGUUUCUGCAUUUGCUCCAAUCUCAAAUCCGAUCCACUGUAAAUGGGGAGUCAAGGCGUUUGGAGGUUAUUUGGGAACCGAGAACAAAGAAUCAUGGAAACAAUAUGACGCAACUGAACUGGCAUCCAAAUAUACCGGACCCAAACUGGCAGUACUGAUUGAUCAAGGAUCAGAGGAUUCUUUUUUACAAGACGGACAGUUGCUUCCUGAUCGAUUUGUGGCUAGCGCAAAUACAAACGAAUCGCAUCUGCUAGUAGAAUAUCGACUACAAGAAGGUUACGAUCAUAGUUACUGGUUUAUAUCCACAUUUGUGGAUGAUCAUUUGGAGUUUCAUUGGAAACAUUUACAAGGAUGA